Messenger RNA from Oncorhynchus masou masou (cherry salmon), 4834 nucleotides. Its product is annotated as protein C-mannosyl-transferase DPY19L3-like. Lineage: Eukaryota; Metazoa; Chordata; Actinopteri; Salmoniformes; Salmonidae. The transcript has 19 exons. The record is from RefSeq and is a predicted model, not a curated record. Gene Ontology annotation, cellular component: nuclear inner membrane. Gene Ontology annotation, molecular function: mannosyltransferase activity. The coding region runs from base 102 to 2312 and encodes 736 amino acids.
ACUAGAGAUUCUACGCAUGUAUCGAGUGUCCGUGGGAGGGAGAGAGUAGAAACCUUUGGACAUCCGAUAAGGGAUUGCAAGCACUGUCGAGGUGAGCCACCAUGAUUGCCCUUAGGCAGAGGAAGGGGAGCAAAGGAAGUAAGGAGCCUGGUCCAGAAGUCCUGUGCCAGAGGUUCAACCCUUCAGCGGAUCCUUUAGAGAGGUCUUCAGAUGGCGUAUGGACAUGGAGGACAGUGCUAUGGGUUGCCAUAGGUUGGAGUGUGGGAAUUAGUCUUGGCAUGCUGUCCUGCAUCUAUGUGGCUACGCUCCAUGAAAAUGACCUAUGGUUUUCCAACAUUAAGGAAGUUGAGCGUGAAAUCUCCUUUCGGACAGAAUGUGGCCUAUACUACUCAUACUAUAAACAGAUGUUGAGAGCUCCCUCCAUACAGCAAGGUCUUUCAGAGCUCAUCAAUGAUAAUGCCACUGAAUCCAAGAGAACCAUCAACCUCCUGCGACGCAUGAACAUCUAUCAGGAGGUGUUUCUAGGUGUUCUCUAUAGGAUUCUACCCAUACAGGCCUACCUGGAGCCAGUGUAUUUCUACAUCUACACCGUGUUUUCCCUCCAAGCGGUGUAUGUCAUAGCCCUGUUCAUCACCAGCUGGCUGCUCAGUGGUUCCUGGCUAGCAGGGGCUCUCACUGGAGUCUGGUACAUCCUCAACAGAGUGGACACAACGCGGGUGGAGUUCACCAUCUCACUCAGGGAGAACUGGUCCCUGCCCUUCUUCGCUCUCCAGAUAGCUGCCAUCACUUGCUACCUGAGGCCUCACCUCAAACCCAUCCAGCAGAAGGUGGUGUUGUGGCUGAUGUUCCUGGCCACGUUGUGUUUCUGCCUCACCUGGCAGUUUAAUCAGUUCAUCCUGCUGGUUCAGGCUCUCAUCAUCUUCACCCUGGACUGUCUGGACCUCAUCUCCACAGAACAGGUGACCUGCCUGUACCUAGUCCAGGUAAGCAGCCUGCUGUCUGUGUGGCUGCUGCAGUUCUGUAACUCCAUGAUCCUGGGCUCUCUGGCUCUCAGCUUCAUUGUGGCCGCUCUCUUUGUCAAGCACUUCCAGAGAGGGCUGAAGACUGGAGGUCUCGCAGCGCGGCUGGGAAAGCUGCUCCUUCACACCGUCCUCGUCCUUGCACUAACAUUCACUAUUAAUUAUUUAGCCAAGCAAGCGUUGCAGCUCCGUUCUGAUGAACACAUCUUUAAAUUCAUAAAGUCCAAAUUUGGCUUGGGCCCUACCAGAGAUUUCGAUGCCAGUCUGUACCUAUGUGAGGAAGCCUUUGGGCUGCUUCCCUUGGACACAUUUGACCGCUUGGCUGGCACUCUACUGGCAUACCCUUACCUCGUCACCCUGAUUGUGCUCAUGGUGAUGCUGGCGCUGGUAUCACAGGCCAACCUCUGUGAUUCUUCAGCGGUCGGGCGGCCGCCGAAAGGCCGAUGCGAGGCGCGGCCGAUCUGUAUGCGGGCAGAUGUCGCCUACAAUCUGUUACACACCGUCUUCUUCGGCCUCCUGGCGCUCGGCACCAUGAGAAUGAAAUAUCUGUGGACUGGCCAUAUGUGUGCCUUUGCUGCCUAUGGCGUGUGUGGCAAGGAGCUGUGGUCCCUCUGCCUUAACAUGAUUCACUCUAACACCAAAACCAAGCUGAGGCUGAUCAGGUACACGCUUCCACUUGUCAUUCUGUGUUUUCUAUAUUACAAGUUCUGGCCCAAACUGAUGACGGAAGUAUCAGAACUGAGAGAAUUCUACGACCCUGACACCGUUGAGCUGAUGACCUGGAUUAGCUCGAAGACCCCCAAGAAGGCGGUGUUUGCUGGCAGCAUGCAGCUGCUGGCUGGGAUCAAACUGUGCACAGGGAGAGUCCUGACUAACCACCCACACUAUGAAGACCGAGCUCUGAGAGAGAGGACCAAACAGGUGUAUCAGAUCUACGCCCAGCAAUCCCCAGAGGAGGUCCACGGGAUCCUGCACGCGGCGGGGGCUGAUUUCGUGGUGAUGGAGGACAGCAUCUGCUACGAGAGGAGGCAUGGCCGGGGCUGCAGACUCCGAGACCUGCUGGAUCUGGCCAAUGGACAUAUCAUGGAUGGCCCUGGGGACAACGACCCAGACUUGGUCCAAGCCACCCACCCUCGCUUCUGUGAGUCCAUCAAGACAGACGGCCCUGCCUACACCGCCCUCUUCACCCGCGUUUUCCAAAACAAGACCUUCCACGUCUACAAGCUGAAGAGGGGCAAGAAGAGAGCCAAGGCCGACAGAGAGCCAGUGGCCAUGGAGGAUAAAACCCAGUAAUAAGACCCUGGGGACCCCAUAAACAACCCCGCCCACCCAUAUGCAGCAGCUCCCCAGUGUCCAUCUCAGCCUCCUGCUCCCUUCCAUGUUGAUAACCUGAUGACUGCUCUGUGCUCCCUGCUCUCUGGUCUACUCGACUUCAUCUGGAACCAUGGCUACACUCUCCCUCCCUCCUUCCUCCCUCCCUGCGCCACGGCAGCCAGAGGCAGGUAAUCACGGCCGGCUGACACGGCGCUGAUUUGAGCAGCGUCUGAUUGUGGCGGGCGAGCAGAUGAGCACAUGCAUAUCAAACCAGGGCUUUGUGUCAGGAAGCUCAUGUUUAAACAGGAGAGGAGAGAUGACGGCACAUCACAACAACAUUCACGUCUCUCUCUCUCGCUUUCACCCAGACUAAAGGCAGAGCGGAGAAGAAAGAGGAGAGGGACCUUUGAGAGGGAGCUGAUUGAAAGCUAGAGCAGUGGGGGUAAUUAUUGCGAGGACCAGUCUGGUCUCUUUGGUGGCUGGGGCUGCAGCCUGACUGCACAGCUGCACCCUGUGCCAUUUCCUUGUUUUUAAACCGUGCCAUGGCUCGUCUCCACUUGUUAAUGAGGACUCCUCUUUUGAUACUCUCUCACAGAAACACAAAAGUUCUGCAUAAGUUGUCAGUUGUGGUGUAUCAAGGGGAAGUGGCAUUCUCAUUGUAAUGCAUAACAGUCCUAUCACUGUGAAGAGUAUUUGCUUGUUCAUUCCGUUGCGUUGAAAUUGGAUGUUUAAUUUAGGAGUUGGCCAAUAAUACAUUUUACAAGGGAGAAGUAAUUUCAUUAUGUUUGCCUAAUAAGUGCAUAAUAAUGUAAAGUUUUUGAGCUUUGACAUUCUUCAUUUUCAUAUUUAUUAAUAAUUCAUUUUAUAUGCAUUGGUCAUUUAAACCGACAGUAUUUUUUUUAAAUGAGCAAAUGCUAGAGCAAAUCAUGUAUUAACUGUGUUUAUUCGCUCCCAACUCAACACCACAGAAUCAUACAGUAUUAUGUAGAAGGACUGCAUUGUGGGUAAACCAUGACCACUGGUCAAUGCUGAAUUAGGUGAAUGGUUAACAUAUUCAGGGCAACUGGUCUAUGUAUGACUGGCUAACAUACAGUGGGUAUCAGAAGUAUUCAACGCCUUGGAUUUUGUUUCACAUCGGUGGGCUACAAAGUGUGAUUGAAAUAGAUUUCAUUGUCAUUUUCUCGCCAUGGAUUUACACAGAAUACACAACGUCGAAGUGAAAAGAAUUUAAAUAAUAAAACGUAUACAGAUGACUAAACAUUAAAUGACUAAGAUAAAGUUGUUGAAUAUGAGUAUGCACCCCCUUUGUUUAGGCAUGCCGAAAUUAGUUUGUUGGUAACAUUCGGCUUAACAAAUCACAAGUUACAUGGGAAAUAAUAGGGGUUGACAUUAUUUUUGAAUGGCUACCCCAUCCUCUGUCCCCCCAUACAAGGUCCCUCUGUCAAGAAUUGAAUUUCAAGCACUGAUUCAACUACAAAGACCAGAGGGGGGUAUACAACGGCGCAAGCCACAGUAGAUCUACUCUGGGUUUUCUAAAGCUAGCCAGCAUCAGUUACUUUCCCAUUCCAGCUCAGGCUUCAUCCGUACUACGACGGGGGAUAUUGCUUGUCCGUCUACCAAACUGCGUGUGCAUGUUGCACGUGGCUCGUCAAACACCAGGCUUCUCAUUGAGACGAUGCUGAAACAAUCCAUGGGAAAGACGGUGCCGUAUUUUCCUUUGUGCCAAAAAUCAAAAUGAAAGAAAAGGUAUCUAGCAAAUUCACCGGGCUUUUGGGUGAAAUAGACUUUUUGAAGCAGUGUUUUUGUAUUACUUUGGUGUGGUUAUCAACACAAGGAGCUUUUCCCCCCACUCCUUAUUGAUCAAAUAAUUGUAUUAAGUCAUACAAAUGUUUUACUGUGCGUUUCAAAUGUGGUUGUCAUUACUACAUGUGUAAUGUGAUUAAUGUGACCAUGUUAAAAUACCCAGUUGGAUAGUCCCAUCUGUAGAUGCUCUACAAACGGUCAUACUGUCAAUAUGCUAUCAAGGUCAAACUAUCUGUUGAUAAGCUACGGCUUCGUGCCAUGUUGCGGUUAGGGUCAUGUUGCGGUUAGGGUUAUGUUGCGGUUAGGGUCAUGUUGUGGUUAGGGUCAUGUUGCGGUUAGGGUCAUGUUGCGGUUAGGGUUAUGUGUUGCGGUUAGGGUCAUCUUGCGGUUAGGGUUAUGUUGCGGUUAGGGUUAUGUUGCGGUUAGGGUCAUGUUGCGGUUAGGGUCAUGUUGCAGUUAGGGUUAUGUGUUGCGGUUAGGGUCAUCUUGCGGUUAGGGUUAUGUUGCGGUUAGGGUUAUGUUGCGGUUAGGGUCAUGUUGCGGUUAGGGUCAUGUUGCGGUUAGGGUUAUGUUGCGGUUAGGGUUAUGUUGCGGUUAGGGUUAUGUUGCGGUUAGGGUCAUGUUGCGGUUAGGGUUAUGUGUUGCGGUUAGGGUCAUGUUGCGGUUAGGGUCAUGUUGCGGUUAGGGUUAUGUUGCGG